Messenger RNA from Kickxella alabastrina, 1561 nucleotides. RefSeq names its product NFS1 nitrogen fixation 1-like protein. The coding region runs from base 114 to 1493 and encodes 459 amino acids. NCBI's taxonomy places the organism in Eukaryota, Fungi, Kickxellomycota, Kickxellomycetes, Kickxellales, Kickxellaceae. The record is from RefSeq and is a predicted model, not a curated record. Gene Ontology annotation, biological process: [2Fe-2S] cluster assembly. Gene Ontology annotation, molecular function: cysteine desulfurase activity; pyridoxal phosphate binding. The transcript has a single exon. Gene Ontology annotation, cellular component: mitochondrion; cytosol; nucleus.
UACAAAUUGCACUUUAAUUGUGCUCGUCUUUAUUUUUAAACAAAAAUUUAUUAUUCUCAUUUGCCCUCGCAACUUUAAAUUAAAAUAUAUAGCUAGAGCUUUCUAUUCAAAAAAUGUUUUCAAGAGCUAUUUGCACCCUCGGGUCGCGCGCCGCCGUGGUUCCUCGCCUCGCCCGCGCACACAGACUCCUCUCGACUACAGCACUGCGCCAGGCUGACGCAGCAACAGUGACCAACCACAACAAGCCCAUCGAAGGCAGCGCAGCAGCCAGCGAGGGUAAUAACAUGAUGCCCAUUUAUCUUGAUGCGCAGGCAACCACGCCACUGGAUCCGCGGGUCCUGGACUCCAUGAUGCCCUUUAUGACCGAGAGCUACGGCAACCCGCACUCGCGCACGCACAAGUUUGGCUGGGACACAGAGCAUGCUGUCGACAUUGCACGCGAGCAGGUGGCCAGCUUGAUCGGGGCGCACCCUAAGGAGAUUAUUUUCACAUCGGGAGCGACCGAGUCCAACAACACGGCGAUCAAGGGCGUGGCACGGUUCUACAAGGGGAAGAAGAACCACAUUAUCACGGCGCAGACCGAGCACAAGUGCGUGCUGGACUCGUGCCGUGUGCUGCAGGAGGAAGGAUUCGAGGUGACGUAUUUGCCGGUUAGCCAGGGUGGGCGCAUCAGCCUGGACGACCUCAAGGAAGCUAUGCGGCCGACCACAGCGCUGGUGUCCAUCAUGGCGGUCAACAACGAGAUUGGCGUCAUCCAGGACAUCAAAGAGAUUGGCAAGCUGUGUCGCGAGCGCCGCAUCUUCUUCCACACGGACGCUGCACAGGCGGCGGGCAAGAUCCCACUGGACGUCAACGAGAUGAACAUUGAUCUUAUGAGUAUCUCGGGACACAAGCUCUACGGCCCCAAGGGCGUCGGUGCAUUGUAUGUGCGUCGCCGCCCGCGCGUCCGCCUCGAGCCCAUCAUAACCGGUGGCGGCCAGGAACGUGGUCUGCGCAGCGGUACCGUGCCCUCGCCGCUCGUUGUCGGCUUGGGUGCGGCUGCAGCCCUGGGCAAGCGCGAGCUUUCGUACGAUUACGCUCACAUGCAGAAACUGGCGAAUCGCCUAGUUGAAGGCAUCCAGAAGCGCGUCUCGCAUGUAGUGCGCAACGGCGACCCCGAUCACAUGUACCCGGGGUGCGUCAACCUUUCGUUUUCAUUUGUCGAGGGUGAGUCCUUGUUGAUGGCCCUAAAGAACGUCGCACUGUCGUCGGGCUCGGCCUGCACGUCGGCGUCGCUGGAGCCCUCGUAUGUGCUGCGCGCGCUGGGUGCUGAGGACGACAUGGCGCAUUCAUCGAUUCGCUUUGGUUUAGGAAGAUUCACAACCGAGUCCGAGGUCGAUUAUGUCGUCGACAAUGUCGAGGCCCACGUUAACCGUCUACGCGAGAUGAGUCCGCUGUGGGAGAUGCACUUGGAGGGAAUCGAUCUCAAGUCUAUCCAGUGGUCGCAGCACUAGAAUAUAUUCUUUGCUUUCCACCUUUUCAUAUUUAUAUUUUUGACAAAAUCAAAAAGAUGACAAUUCAA